Messenger RNA from Cyclocybe aegerita, 1947 nucleotides. Lineage: Eukaryota; Fungi; Basidiomycota; Agaricomycetes; Agaricales; Hemipholiotaceae. The record is from the annotation of a GenBank genome assembly.
AUGCUGAGAGCGUCCUCGCUGGGCCUCAGUUUCCUCUUGCCGGCUUCUGUCACAAUCCGUUCAUGUCGUCGGGUCUACACAGCCAGGAUAGGGUGGAGGCCGUCCGUAUACCUGCGGACCCGUUCCUCAACGUCGACACCAGCUCUUCCACCCUCCAUGGACAUCCAUCCAUAUCACGAAUCGUUGGAUCUGCUCAGUACCAUUGCAAGCCCAAUUGCACCGCAGGCUACACAAGAUCCCAACCUGGACAUUGUAGUGGACGAGGGUAUGCAAAGUCGUCCAUCCGGGACUCAUUUUUCUCCGACCAUCGACCCUCAGUUGAUGCUGAAAUUCAUAACGGACGAACCGCAGAGAAGAGAAAAGGAUGCCGAAGAAGAACAAUUCGUGCGAGCAGAUAUUCCGACAGUUCCUUCCCCUUCAUUCUCUGCCGGAAAACCCUGGAGGAUGCCACACAUCACGUUUGCGUACAUUCCCGACUAUUACAAAAUUCUUCUGUCCAAGGUGACACGAAGCCUCGAAGAGGCAAACGAAAGAUAUGCCGAAUACCUUGUCUUUUCAGAUUUUGCCGGCAACGACAACCAGAACUCGCACACACCUCCUUCCAUCGACAUUCCGAACUACAUCCGGUCACACCUCUACUCUAUGGGCCGAACACACUCCGUCGACGAAGCAUGGCAUUCUUAUGUAUCCCUCAUCGAGAUCAUUUCAAGCACUCCGUACGUCUACGAGCACGUCGACCACAUCCCUCUGCCCCAUCUACACCGUUUCUGCCGACUGUUGGCGCGUCACCAACCGAAAACCCACCGCCAAUACCUUCGCUUGCUUGCGGUCAUGACCUACAUCAGACAUUGCGGUGGAAUCCUUCAGCAAUUCGAAUACAACGCCCUCGUCCACCUUGCGGGCACGGGGUGGCGGAAGACGCGUGUAGAGGAAGUGACGCAUGCCAUGAGCGUCUUCAAUGACCUAAGGGCUGGUCGCCUGCCAGGAUCAGAAGGGUUCCCGACUCUGGAGACAGACCAGAGAUCAAGACUGCAGCCAGACAUCUACACGUUCACAAGCCUCCUGUCGCUUGCUGCACGCGCUAACGACACGUCGGCCUUGAGGAACAUCAGCGGGCUCAUGACAAAGGCCGGCCUGUUGCCCAACAGAAUUACGCAUUUAUCACUCUUACCCCAUUUCACGUCCGCGAAGAAUCUGGGUGGCCUGCGGAUGACGCUGCAGAGGAUGCGUAGCAGGGAUAUGGCGCUCGGGCUGGACGGCUUGAACGCGUGUAUAUGGGCGUACGGGCGCUGCGAAAGACUGGAUAUUGCGAUGGGCAUCUACCGGCUUUUGCGCAACAGUGUCAUUCCAGAGGCGUACAGAGGGCCCGGCGAUAUCCAAGAAACGGUAGCUCAACUCGAAGAGGAGUACAUUGUCGUGGAACCCGACAUCAGGCCCAACAAAGUUACCUUUAUCACCAUCAUCCAGCUAAUGGCCUACAGUGGGCAGUUUCGAGCUGCGAUUAACGUCUUUUACGACAUGCUCUCGUUCGACAACGUUGAAGAAGGAGCCCCUCUUUUCCCCGACGAAUCAGGCCAACUCAAGCCCGCCCCAUAUCGCGCCUCUUUCGCCGUCUAUCGUGCUAUUUUCAUCGGAUUCUCGAAAUACGGCGUUCCGCCCGCCCGUCUCAACAACCAGGACGAGCUCGACUGGACCCUCGAUAACUUGACGGCACUCUUCGAACGUUUCUUGACGCUGCCGAAGGAACGCGACUUGUCACCUGCUCUCGUCCACAUCGUGUUGGCUGCCUUCAACACUACGAGUGGGAGCGACGACGACGCCAUACGGAAAGCUUGGAUCGCUAUGGACGAGAGGUUCGGCAUCGUCUUCCGUAAGGCCAAUUCUGACUCCCGCCUGGUUCGAUUGAAGGCAAGGCUCUUUCCAGACGAAACGUUAAAGCCGGGUUGA